AGGGGGUACAUAUCUUUGUCUCUUGCAAUAGCUCAGACCCUCUCUAAACCGCCUAACUGACAUCAGCAACAUCAACAACAUGAAAAACAUGGAUAUUUACUGGUCUUUUUAGACCACAGAUAACACAGGAGCUGAUGACUAUGACAACCUCCUGACUUCAUAGUGCAUAAAACUUCCAUUUUGUAAAUAGUAUUAUUACUUAAAAGUUGAGGCAAAUGGAUCUUACAUCUAAACAUGGGCUGGUGCUGCUCGACCAGCUGAGGAAGAUGAGGGAGACGGAGCAUCUGACAGAUGUGGUGCUGGUGGCUGAGGGCAUCAGCUUUCCCUGUCACCGGGUCGUUCUCUCCGCCUUCAGCCCAUACUUUCGUGUAAUGUUUACAUGCGGCCUUCGUGAGUGCAACAACAGGGAAAUAUUCCUGCGUGACACCCCUGCAGACAGCCUCGCCCUCCUCUUGAACUACAUGUAUUGCUCAGAUCUUCCUCUCACUAACGCCAAUGUACAGGGCAUCUCUAUUGCAGCUUUCCUCCUUCAGAUGGACGACGUCUUCACUCGCUGUCAGCUGCAUAUGACCGAGAACAUGGAUGCCUCCAACUGCCUUGGUGUGUAUUACUUUGCCCGUGACCUUGGUGCAGAGGAGCUUGCAGACCAUGCUCAGCGCUUCCUGAGGCAGCACUUUGUCCAAGUCUGCCAAAGUGAAGAGGUCUUGGAGCUGGAGGCCCAUCAGCUGGGGAAGCUCCUGAGUUCUGAUGAUCUUAAUGUUUCACGAGAAGAGACCAUCCUUGAUGUUGUCCUUCGCUGGGUCAAACACAGCGUUCUGAUGGAUGGAGACGUCCGUAUUCUGCACCUUCCAGAGCUCCUGAGGAAGGUUCGUCUGCCACUGAUAAACCCUGACUAUUUAAGAGAGGCGAUGAAGAGGAACACGGCCCUGCUGGCUGAUGCUGAAUGUCUAGAGAUGCUCAAUCAAGCCUUGGAGGCUACAGCGAUGCAUCCCUCAGCUGCGCCACGCAAAUUAAAGCUGCGGUACGGCAUGGAGACCACAGAAAUGCUGCUCUGUGUUGGAAAUGACGGUGGUGGGAUUAGGUCGAGAUAUGGCAACUUUACUGAGCGCAGCUUUUGCUAUGCCCCAUCCACAGGGAGAAUCUACUACAUCACUUCCCCUCGCUAUGCAGAGGCUCUGGGGUAUGUGUGUGCCGGGGUUGUGACUGAACAAAAUGACAUUAUAGUGGCAGGAGAGGCAGGAGCUCGCAGAAUGGCCCGCCAAAAGGACAUAAAUGUUGAAAUUUACAGGUACAAAGUAGAGGCCCAAGGAAGCUGGCAGCGCCUGACGUCUGCGGAGUACCGUGAUUCAUACGCUCUGGGGUCACUGGGUGAUACGCUGUACCUGCUGGGUGGGCAGAUGAAGCUGAAGAACCAGUUUCUCAUCACGAACUGUGUGGAGCGAUGGUCUCUGCAAGGAGGACCCUGGCGCAGUGCAGCACCCCUGCCUAUGCCUUUGGCCUAUCACAGCGUGGUCGGGAUGAAAGAUCGCCUUUAUGUCAUUGGUGGUCGAACGCCACAGUCAUACCGCAUGGAUGAUGAGCCGGACCGUCUUAGUAACCGCCUCCUGGAGUACGAUCCAAACACAAAUAAGUGGACAGAGCUGGGUCCCAUGAAGUACUCAAAGUACCGCUGCAGUGCUGUUGUACUCAAUGGUGAAAUUUUCGUGAUGGGCGGUAUCGGAUGUGAGGGUGUGGACCGUGGGCAAUCACGCCGCUGUCUCAAUGCUGUGGAGAUCUACAACCCAGAUGGAGAUUACUGGAGGGAUGGACCUCCUCUUCCAUGCGCACAACUCUCACUGCGCACCAAUGCCUCUAAUGCAGGGGUGGUGGGAGGCAAGAUCUAUGUGUGUGGAUACUACAAAGGAGCAGAUCGUCAUGAUGAUAUAACUAAGGACAUUUUGGAGCUGGACCCGUGGGAGAACCGGUGGACAGUGGUGGCUCGGCAUGCUCUGAUGCAUGACAACUAUGACGUCUGCUUAGUGGCAAAUCUCAACCCAAGGGGACUCAUGUCCCCACCUGCAGACUUAGUCAAACAGUAACACCCCUGUCAGAUCAGGUCAAAGUCUGUGUGGGAGAAUUAGCAUAGGAAAUUAUUAAUGCACUUACUGCUGGGCCAAAAGCAUUGAUUUUUUCAAGCAGAUUAGGUUUUAGAGGCCUGCAUGAAAGAGGAUCUGCAGAUCAUGAUUUGCACGUCAUUAUUAAAGAUUCUCAGGUUAAUGAGAACAGGAAGAUAAUUUGUAAAUAAAGUAUUUUUGUUGAUUUUUAUCUAGUUGUGUAAGAUCAACAAAACAAACACAUUCUCGUUAUCACAACUGCACAUAAUUAGUUUCAUUAUCAAUGAAUCUACCAAUUUUUAACAUUUUUUGGUUGACUGAUACAUCAUUUAGUCCAUACAAUGUUAAAGAAACAGUCAACAAAUUGCUUUCACAAUAUCUCAGAGGCCCCUGUGAAGUCUUCAGUUUUGUGUUUUGUUUGACUAACAGGCCAAGACCCUUUAAAAUAUUCAAUUCACUGUCAUAUAUGACAAAAAGAAAAUUGUCAUAUUUAACAAGCACAACCACAAAAACACUUGAAAUUAUCAUUUCAUUCUCUUUUAAAUGACUAAUCAAUAACAACCCAGCUGCCAGAAAAAAUAUCAGCACUGUACAUUUCUGCAAACCACGGAUAUGUUAUAUUUGUACAUUAUUUUGUGGCGGACACAUUAAAAGUUUCCAUUUCAACAAUGCUGUAAGUUAACAUGUGAUUGGUUAAGGCACAAAAACCACUUGUUUAUUGUCAGGAAAAAUUUGACUUAAAAUCCCUGGUAUUUGGGGCACAAUUCCAGCUGAAAACACAGCAGUAUCUUUGUAAAAACAACAACCACUUUUCAUGGCACUGUCCCCAGUGGAGAAACAACAGUGUCUUAACUGGUUUUGUCGUUUCCUGGUCUCAAACAGUGGUUUGAAGCUUGGCAGGCAUCUAACCCUAGGUGGCACACCAUUUACCAUCCUCUUUACCCCCUGAAGUCUGCUAAUAUAUACUAAGUCACUUUUGAAAUCUUGAUAUAUGUGUGAAAUAUAAAAAAGAAACAUAUUUGUGGUUUGUAGAAACUUACCAUACCUACAUUUUCUUCAUUCAACUAAUCAUUGCAUCUCUGGUUAUAGCUAUUGACUUUGAUACCAACAUGCUGGUUUGGUGUAUUAUUGCAGGCCAAAUCCCAAAGCUUUAUAAUAGUCAUGUUGAAUCAGCAUUGGCAGACUAUGCACAGUGUGAUUUCAUAUUUUAUGUCGUAUUAAUCAACUUGUUUGUUCUUUAUGUGGUAUGCUUGCUAAAGCAUAAUAAAAUGUUUUUUUCUGCAAAUAAACACGCUCCUUCUA
Plectropomus leopardus (leopard coralgrouper) is the source of this 3395-nucleotide messenger RNA. It is a transcript of the gene kbtbd12, whose product is annotated as kelch repeat and BTB (POZ) domain containing 12. Lineage: Eukaryota; Metazoa; Chordata; Actinopteri; Perciformes; Serranidae. The record is from RefSeq and is a predicted model, not a curated record. Gene Ontology annotation, molecular function: protein binding.